AUGUAUCGAAAAAUUAUUAUAACCUUCGCCCUGUUAGAGGUGGCGUUCGCCUCCUUUCUCGAUGGCGAUUUCAAGCUGCUUGAUGGUGUUAAACUUGUAGCCGUACGGGAUUCAAACAGCAUAGAAGAUGGGCGGUCGUUCGGAAACAAGCCGCUUUAUAGAAUAGCCAAGUUCCUCCAGAAUCACGAGUUGCAUGUUAAGUUGCCGAAUUUAAUCGAAAAAGACAAGAUCAGUCAGAUCUUCUCGGAAUCGAUGAAAAUUAUCGACGAUUCGAAUAAGGAAAAUAGUGCAACCGGACGAGGUAAGGGCGAUGGUGGAGCUAGUUCCUUGGCAUUACUAGGCCUCAUGUUCGCGAAAACGAUUGGUGCUGCUGGUAUAGGAGGUCUCGGUCUAUUGACUAUGAAGGCAUUAGCGGUAUCAGCCCUCGCUUUGAUGCUGUCAGCGAUCGUUGGAAUCAAGAAGCUUACCUCACAUGAUGACCACGACGAUCAUCAGGUCAUAUAUGCUGGUCAUCACGGUCACCACAGACGACGGCGAGACAUCAACACCCCACUACCGUACCAGGGCUGGACGGAAUACCAGAAUUAG
This is a messenger RNA of Vanessa atalanta (red admiral), 588 nucleotides long. RefSeq lists its product as uncharacterized. The transcript is spliced from 3 exons. Bases 1 to 588 code for a protein of 195 amino acids. Lineage: Eukaryota; Metazoa; Arthropoda; Insecta; Lepidoptera; Nymphalidae. The record is from RefSeq and is a predicted model, not a curated record.